GUCAUUAUAUAGCUUUGUGGUGUCGUAGUUGUGUGAAUAAAUGUAAUUUUAUUUAUAAUUAGUUAAAUUGACAAUAUAAUGUUCGACAAUGGCUUCUGUAAAAGUCGCCGUAAGGGUUCGCCCAUUCAAUCAGAGGGAGAAAGACAUGAGCGCCAAAUUGAUUGUACAGAUGGAUGGGAAGAAGACGCGGCUGCUCACUGUCAAAAAUAGCAAAGAGCAAAAUGACGGGACGCGGGAGAAGUACAAAGACUUCACGUUCGACCACUCAUAUUGGUCCUUCGACAGCGGGGACUCCCACUACGCCUCGCAGGAACAGGUAUUCUCAGACCUCGGUGUGGACGUGAUCGACAGCGCUUUUGAAGGAUAUAAUGCUUGCGUUUUCGCGUAUGGACAGACUGGCAGCGGCAAGACCUUCACCAUGAUGGGUUCGCAGGAAUACCAAGGCCUAAUACCUCGCAUUUGUCGCCAACUGUUCUCCCGGGUGGCAGCUGGCAAGGAAUCCGGCGCAUCAUACCGAACUGAAGUUAGCUACCUGGAGAUCUACAACGAGCGGGUCAAGGACCUCUUGUCCGGGGACGCGGGGCACUCGCUGCGGGUGAGGGAGCAUCCUAAGCUGGGGCCUUAUGUGCAGGAUCUGUCCAAGCAUUUGGUGUCAGACUACGAUGACAUACAGGAGUGCAUGCACCGUGGCAACCUGCACAGGACCACGGCGUCGACACAGAUGAACGACGUGUCGUCUCGCUCGCACGCCAUAUUCACCAUCACCUUCGUGCAGGCGAGCUACUUGCGACACAACAACAUGCCUUCGGAAACCGUUUCUAAAGUGCACCUCGUGGAUUUGGCUGGAAGCGAACGUGCGGACGCGACCGGUGCCACGGGCCAGAGAUUAGUGGAAGGAGCUCACAUCAAUAAGUCGCUGGUGACCUUGGGCUCCGUCAUCUCCGCUCUGGCCGACAGUGCACACCAAGCCAUCGCCGACAGUCGCAACAAGAACAACAAGAAGAAUGUGUUCAUUCCGUACCGCGACUCCGUCCUCACCUGGCUGCUCAAGGACUCCCUCGGGGGGAACUCCAAAACCAUCAUGAUCGCUGCGAUAUCACCGGCGGACUGCAACUACGGCGAGACUCUGUCCACCCUGCGGUACGCGAACAGAGCCAAGAACAUCAUCAACAAGCCCACUAUCAACGAGGACCCCAACGUGAAGCUCAUCCGGGAGCUGCGCGAGGAGAUCGAGAAGCUGCGCGCGCAGAUCGCUCACAACACGGAUCCGAUCGAAACAGAACCGGGAGUGCUCGCGACCCUCCAACGCAAGGAGGCCCAAGAGAAAGUUCUCACGGAGAAAUGGACCGAGAAAUGGCGAGAAACCCAGCAGAUCCUCCAGGAGCAGAAGGCUCUGGGUCUCAGGAAGAGUGGGCUUGGGGUCGUUUUGGACUCCGACAUGCCCCAUUUGGUGGGGAUAGACGAUAACCUGCUGUCAACUGGGGUCACGCUUUACCAUCUGAAGGAAGGCGAGACGGUGAUAGGCAGCGCGGAGUACAGCCCGACGCCGGACAUAGUGCUGUCGGGCGCGGGCGUGCUGCCGCUGCACUGCCGCGUGACGCUGUGCGCCGGCGUCGCCUGGCUGCGGCCCUGCAGCGGCGCGCAGUGCUGGCUCAACACCGUGCUCGUCGACAAACCUGCCAAACUCAGCCAAGGUUGCAUCCUCCUCCUGGGACGCACGAACAUGUUUCGCUACAACGACCCGGCCGAGGCCGCUAAGCUGAGGCAGGAGGGUAGCGCUUCAGUCAUGAACCUGUCCAGACUGUCUCUGCUGUCCUGGUCCACCACUGACCUGGCCGCUAGCACUGAGAAUCUGAACACUACGUUGUCGGAUUUGGAAAGCGAAAUUCGCUGUGAGCGUAUCGAAGCUCAACGAGCGGAGUUGGAGAGGGAGAGACAGCAGUUUCUAUUGCAACAAGAAGAGAGGCAGAGACGGUGGCAUGCAGAAAGGGAGGAAUUGUUACAAGCGCAGAAGAGAUUAGAUGAGGAGCGUUCAGCAAUGGAGCGAGAUUACGCGGCCGCGUGUCGGCGACUCUCCGGCGACUGGCGCGCGCUCGAGCGCGGCUGGAGUCACCGCCGCCGCGCGCUCAGGUGUCGCCAGCGCGAGCUCAGCGCCAGAGUCGCCCGCCUCAGAGCGGCGCAGGACACUCACAGCGCAUGCGCUGAGAACGCGGAAUCGCACGUGUCUGCUCUGCGCGUGCGCAUCGCGGACAAACGUAGCGAGCUCGAGGAGAUCGUGCGCGGCGCGCGCGCUGAUCUCGUCGCCCGGGGGUGUGUCGAGAGCUCAACGCCGGAUGACAGCCCAGCGUCGGAGACGAGCACGGAGAGCCUGAUGCACCUCCUGCAGCAGUGCGAACCCACCACCGCCCGCAACAUACAGGACACUGUUGACAGACAUAAAAAAGAGCUUAUCGAGCUGGAGGAGGAGCUGCAAAGCCGCGUGUCGUCGGUGGCGUCGCACCGCGUCAAGGUGGAGCGGCUGCAGGCGGAGCUGGCGCUGCUCAGCGCGCAGCAGCUCGGGCUGCGUCGCGCGCUCGCCUCCGACCUCGCCGCCUCCACUACUCCGCUCGAAAAUACAAGUGAGCCCCCAGAGCUGGUGAAACGGAGCAAAUCGGAGCUGGUGUUGCGAAGAACGUCGCGGGAAGAACUAGUGGAGCCUCUCGCCCUGUCCGCUGAUGAGCGGGAGGAGUUCCGGAACAAAAAGAUGAGCCUAAGUUUAAGCUUAGACCCGCUAGCCUCCCCGAACUCGACCAUAAACAUGGAGACGUUCCACACUGCGUCCAGUUCGUCCCCGAAGCCGUUCCCGCAGGAGUCCCUCGCGUCCCCGGGGGCCACGUCCCCGGGGGCCACAUCCCCGGGGGCCACAUCCCCGGGGGCCACGUCUCCGGGGGCCACGUCCCCGGACACUGUGACCCCCGAGCAGCCGCUGCUGCCGCUGCAGCCGCAGUUCCGCUUGGGGCCAAUCCCGGCUGACGAUAGCGACGACAUGUCCAGCACUGAGGACUGUCAUAAGCCUAGAAUCAUCGACGGCCAAUCGUCGAGUUCGAUAGAAAGGUCUCCAGAGGAAAGGCAACAGAGGUCCAAAUACAGGAGAAGAAUGCCAGGUGACGGGAAGUCGGGCCGGAGACAGGUGACGGAAGCGGAAGCGCUGCGGGCGAUGCAGCGGCUGUGCUCACGCAUCGCUUCACAGAAGAUGCUCGUCAUAUCCUCUCUGGAGAACGACUGCUCCAAGGAGGAGCUCAAUAGGCAGAUUGCGGUGCUACAAGAACUACAAAAGAAAUACGUCCGCCUUGAGAUGGCGCUGCAGUACUCAUUCUUCGACAACCAGAACAACAGACGUGCUAUGAUGGUCACCCCGAUACAGGAGACGCCGUCGCUGACUCUGUCCGAGAGCGACAUGCAAGUGGCCACCGACGCUGCCGACGACGUGGAGGCUGUGGAGAACGGACAUAUAGCUGAUCCCUUGUUGCACAGAUUAAAAGAUCAAGAGAUCGAAGCGUCAGACAACGUGUCGACGUCGAACGACGAACAUUCGUCCGAGCAUUCGGAGGGGCCCUGGGACGAGCUGCGGCGCGACGCGGCGCCGCUGCCCGGUGACGAGGCUCCGUUGCCUGAUCCCACGAUACCGGCGGGACUAAUGCACCCGAUAGACUUUGACGCGGUGAUAAGCAUCCCCGGCUGGGUGACGCGGGGCGCGGGCGCGCGCACGCACCACGAGUACGAGGUGCGCGUGACGCUGGGCGGGCGCCGCUGGCUGCUGCUGCGCCGCUACCGCCGCUUCCGCGACCUCUACCUAUCCAUGCGCAGGUGCUUCGGGGCCACGGUGGCGGCGAUACCGUUCCCGUCGCGACAGCUGUGGCAGUCGGAGGCGGUGGCGCGCGCGCGGCGGCCGCAGCUUGAGGCGUUCCUGCGGCGGCUGCUGGCGGCCUGCGCCGCCGACCGCCGCUGCGUGCUGCACCGCCGCGCGCUCUCCAGCGACUCCCUCGCUGAGUUCUCCGCGUUCUUCCGCAAGGGCGUGUUCGAGAGCGGGAAAUGCGGCACGGGAUGAUACCGACCGGAGCUCGCCACGGCGCGCGCGCUGCGUUGCGCCGCCGUUCAGCUGCUGCAGCUGCUGGCCGCCAGCGCGCUCCUGCUGUACCACUGCAUCGUGCUCACGCUGCUCCUGGUGUACCUCAUCACAUUCCGCCGCCGGAGGUAAGGGAAACUUGAUACCACACACAGGGAUUUGGACAAAAUUUACCCUGUGCAGUUGUCCUGCUUAUACUGCUGGUGUAACAGAUUUUUCGAAGACAUAAAUAUCAUGGAACAAAUAUAGAGAAGGACCAAUUCAAAAUUUGCACAGAGACGCUACUAUUGCACAAAUAUCGUGCAUCUAUCGACGAACUAAUCGACGUCACUCUAUGAGAAAUUUCAAUGGGAUUUUCCUCCCCUGUGUUUGCUUCGUGAUUUGGACUAAAAACAUCGUAACUGAAUUCUGAUGAUUUAUUACUAAAAAUAUAUUUGGACCGGAUUCGUGCUACUGUUUUGUUUUGCCAAUUCUUUGUUUUUUUUUUUAUAUUUGGUCAGAGACUAGAACAAACAAGCUCUUUGUGCAACAAUGUUAAAAAUAUAUUACACAAAAACUUAAGUUUUACUUACUGCAAAACGAUGUCUGAAGUGAAAAACUUGUUAAACACAUUAUCCUAACAUUUUCAGAUGGCGCGUACUAUAAUGGCGUUUUCUAGUUGUCAGUAAUGAUUGAUUCUGGGUGGAUCAUGUGUUUACCAAGCGUUUAAUUCCAACACAAACGCCAGUCGCUACCAUAGGCUAUUUUAGAACAAUUCUAAACAGACACAUUUUUUUAAUGUCCUAAACAAGAACUUAAAUUUUAAAAAAUAGUAAAAAAGUAAAAUUAGUAAAUGACAUUGUAAAUAAAAUUGAAUUAAAUUACCAUUAUAUUAUCGUUUUUCGUUAUUUUAUUUACAUGCAUUUUUAACACAGUGAAAUAGCCUAUUGUAAACAAGGUCGAAAAAAUAAAAGUAUAAAGUUGAUUGAUGCAAGAGAGCAAGGUGUUAAAAAUAUCGCUGACGAAAUACUUGUCUACCAGGCUAAAUGAAGCGCUGGUGUCUGAUUAAGUUGUUAGUUAAAUAAAAACUAUAGGUUGUAUUAUUUUGUUUAAAUUUAUAGCGUCUCUACUCCAGUUCUAGUUAUUUACUUCAUGUUUUGGUGCGUUUGACGCGCGGGAGUAGUCGGCAACGAAUGAAACGAUAAAGCCAUAGAUAUGUAUACUUUUUCUAGGCGAGAAACCAGAUGAGAAACAUUUGGUUUCUCGUCUAUAACCAACAUAUUCGAUGAGAAACAUUAGUUACCUUAGGAACCUAAAUGUUUAUCUUUCGAAUUUCCAUUUAUUUAAAAGUGUCUUAUAAAUGAAUGUAAAAAUUAAAUUCUCUUGUUGCCGACUAUUUCUUUGUAUGGCUAGCACGAGUUUUCCAAGAACGUAUCGCCAUCGAUAAAAUUGACAUGAAAAAUAAACAACGCCGUACCGUACGUAAAACAGACUUUUAAUUUUCUACAUAUAUACUUAUGGAAAAUUAAUAGCUCGUUUGUCAAUUUAUUAGACCUUCACAGGCACUUUUUCACAUCAAAUUUUAUAUUUUUUACGACAUCGUUUUUGUAAGUAUUCGUGCCAGCCGCACUCUUGUUUAGUGUCCUCUCCCUGUUGUGUAUAUUUUUGUGCAAUUACUUUAAGACUAAGCGUGUCUUCCUUGGCACCAUCCGGGAAUCGGGCAAUGUUAGCUUAGACUACAAGCUAGACAGUAGUCCCCUUCUGUAGAGCGAGACAGCGUAUGGCGUUCUCUAUGGGUAUAAUACAUUUGCUGAGAUGUUAAGGUUUAAAGAUAUUUUUGUUUUUUUGUUUGACUAGUUUUUCGAACCAGUUUCUAGUAUUAUCAUCAGAUGAAGAAGAUUUUUACACAAGCCCUAGUUCGUUAAUUCGACUUUCAAAACUGAAUUGUCAUUACACAACAAAUACAGGAACGAGAACCUAUAUAUUUCAGUUUAAAAAUGCUUUAUUAUUACUUUUUAGUCAAGUUCUCUGUACAAUACAAUCUUUAUUUCUAGAUCCUAAGUAUAAAUUCAAAUUUCACUGAGUGUAUUAUACCCUCAUCACCAGUAGUUUGUCGUUUAUUUAUAGGAUAAUUUCCCUUGCGUUCCAAAUCAUGAGAGCGAACUGUUUUGAGUAUAUAAACAAUUUCCCGUAGCGAGCUCCGCACCUCGUGACGAGGUUUAGUUUUAAGUAGGUAAUAGUUAGGUUAAGUGUUGCCAGCAAUGGCUUAAAAAUACCAUAAAAAUUAUAUGCAAAAAUUAAUUUCAAGUGAUUUAUUUUAGCAAUCAAAUCAAUUAUAAUCAUUAAUUACAAUUUAUUAAUGACAAUUAUUAAUAUUCUUCUGAUACUAAAUAUUUAUAAAGUGUUAUACAAUAAAAUUAUAAUCAUUUACUACUAUAUUUUCAUAAAUAUACUGAUAAUUGACAACAUGUCAUUAAAAGGUACGUCGGUAUGAAAUUGAAAUGAUGUCCAUUUAUUCAUAUUAAUUAAUUAUCAUUUUAAUAUAAUGAUUCAUCUGAUGUAGACUUGGAUAAUAUAGAUUGAUUUGUCAUUUUAAUUGAUAAACAAUAAUAACAUAGAAGUGUUUUAGAUUUUGAUAUUUAAAAGAACUGUUAGAUUAAGGUCUAUUAAAUAUUUGAACUCAUAAAUUAUUACAUAGACAUAAGUCUUAAUUUAUUUAUAUUUUCGCUGUGAUUUGGGCAGUUAAAAUCAAUUUACCAUAGAAACUAUAUAUUUUUAACGCAUCCUAUAGAUCUUUUAAAAAUAAUAAUUAUAUUUUUUUCUGUACACAAACGGACAUCAAUUAAUAUUUAUCGGAUCAAUGUAUUUUUAUAUUGUAAAUUUUUGAUAUGUAGACACGAUAGCAGUUUCUAUUAGGUCUGUUAAGCUUGAUGAUGAUAAAUAUCAUAAAUGUAUGUAUUGUCUCGAUAUGGUACUAAACGCUGUUCAUCGUAACUAAAGUAUAUUCAGUGCUAAACCGGUGUUGUGAAACUCCUUACUAUAAUAAAAAGCUUUUUUUUUAGUUGUUUCCUUUUUCAUAUAAGUGAUACAUACACAAAAGACAUAGAUUGGUUGUGAUGUAUUCUUUGCACUUUACAUUCAGUUGGCACAAAUGCUGGUAGGAAUUAUUUUUUUAUUAACUUUUCGUUGUAUAUAUUUUUUGGUUUUAUUUUGUGGAUGUUUACAGGGUUGGACUCUCUCGUGCCUUGUUUACAAGGACUUUUGAUGUACUUAGUAGUAGAAAAGGCUAAGUUACCUUGCACGAUAGUUCACAGUAGUGUUGCGUUUUAUUGUUACAUGUAUAAUGUAGACCUGACGCAAACUCAGUUAGCUCGCAAAUAAUUAAACAAUGUCAAAAAGAAUUUAACAAACUAUUCAGAAGUUCUUGUAAACGAGGCCCUUAAUACUAUAUUUUUGUUUUUCUUUUGUACACGGCAGUAUUGGAUCGUUAGUCAAUAAAUCAAUAAUAUUAUUUUAUAAUUAAUUACAAUAUCGAUAGGAAACGUCUGUGUGCUAGAUAGUCUAUAAAAUGAAUUUAAACAAUGGUUAAAAAGGCCUUAAAUUAGAAAUUAUAUAUUAUCAUACAUUUACAUCAAGAUCAAUGUAGAAUAUAAGUUAUUCAAUUUAAAAAAAGUCAUAUUUGUAAUCAUUUUCCGAAAACAAUAUAAUUUCAUUCCUAUCAUUACCGUUUAUUAAAAUUACUUUGAAAAUAUGUAUCUGAAAUAAUCUCUCUAUUUUCAUAUAGCAUAUCUCUAUAUACUUAUAUUGAAAAUAACAUAGUAUUGAUGUCACACGUGAGCCGCGACGGUCGAGCUUCUGUGCGCUUUCUGAUAGUAAAAGCUGCACACAUGCGGACCAGAACUUCGCGAUAAUUGUAAUUUAUAGUAACCCCGUAAAAAGGGAGUAAAAAUUUCUCGUAAUUCGGAUGUUGAAUUUUUAUUUUUAUUUAAAAUUGAACACAUCAGUUUAUGAAAUAUGGCAGAUUGGAUAGGAUAGGAUGGAUCUACAAAACUCAGUUGUGCGAGAAAGGGAUAUAUAAUAAUCUUCGAGAUCUAAUAACUCCUUGGUUUCUUGACUAAGGAGUUAUUAGAUCGUAAUUUUAAUAAUUUUAUUAUUAUUAUUUUUUUAAUUUGUUGUGCAUUUUAGUAAAUUUAAAGACCAUCGACAUUCCUGUUGCAACCGAGAAACUUUCCAGUAAACUAUCAGAUCCGGAUUUUUUAAAUAAUAUUUCUUUUCACACUUCCUAAAUGUUAUUUAUCUAUACAAAGUUUAUCGGACACAUUGACGUUAUGUAGGUUAUGGCAACUUAUCACAACAUGUAUUGGUUUACCUAAUAAAUAAAUAAACAUAUAUUCGAAUAUACAUGUAGGAAUGUAUGUGCUCGAUAACUUAAUUUUAAGGUAUCGUUCCUCAAGAAAUAUUGGCGAGUGUGUUAUCGCGACUUUCGCUUGACCUAAGUGAGAAUAGGCCUUAAGCAUUAGAACAAGAAUUUUCCAAGCUUUAGUUUUAAGACAUUUAGUAAGGUAGACAGAGUAAAGUAUAGAUUUGGUCAUCUUUCGUUUCGCUCAUACCAGAAAGAGAAAAGCGUAUUAGAUAUACAAAUAAACUUGACAGGGUGGUUAUAUACUUUGUCCUUCAGUAUGUGCCCGGUUCUCUAAGGCCUAAACUGCCGCUUUCUAUGAGAUAUGAAAUCUUCUAUGCUCUCAUUUGGAAAGGCUAGCCUGUCUUUAGUUUUCUUUGUUUCUGUAGUAAGUAAAUUUUUGUAAAAAGGGCAAACCCCGACCCCAGUAGAGAAUGGCCUUGUAGAUAGUUCCAAAUAAAAUUAUUAGUUAGACGUUUGAAUGUGCUGUCGGAAACGUGGGUAAUCCGAUUGCAUUGUAGAUGAAAAAUAAUAAUUAUCAACAGAAGUAGAUACCGGUAUAGGCGAAGAAAACAUUCUAAAAAUAUUUAGGUUAAAAUAGCUAUUACGACUUUCUUUUGGCAUAUUUACAUAAAUUUUUAAGCUUAAUAUUUUUAAGAUAAAAUUAAUAGAAGUUUCUUCGUCUAUGUUAAGUUUAAAUCAAAUUAUUUUAGUACAAAGAAUUCCACUUUGGAUAUCUAUUCGUCGUACAAAGUUAUGAUUUUUAAGGUAUCUAUGUAAUAAAUAUAUAUAAUCGACUUUUUAUGGAAAUUGUUGUUUUUUCUAUAAAACUGAACAUUGGACGACGUUAUGUAAAUAUGAAUAUUUAUCUUUUAUAUUCCACAACAUAGGUAUUUAGACACCAAAUGCAUUGAAUGUAAGUGUAUCAAUAAAUAAACAAUGUAAUAUUUAAAAUAUUUAUUUUAAUAAUUAUAUGGCAUUUCUAUGAUAAAUAUAAUGUUUAAAUUGAUAGUGCGUGAAAAAAAAAUGUAUCGCAACAUCUUUAUUUACACAUUGUCAAAUUACAUGUCGAUUAAAAAAAUAUUUUAAUAAUAAAAGUGUAUUGUCCAUUAAAUUUGUGCAAAAAUGAGCCUUAUGAGCAUCGCCCACUUUUUUUUCGAUACUUUCCAUUAUAUUUCGAAUUAGGGACUGAAUAAAUGUAGAUUUUACGAAAUUUAUUACGAUUGAUAUGUUUCCUGUUAUGUAAUGUUGAUAGACAGCGAGUGGAGGCUUAUUCUGUAUAUUUCAAUGUAAAUAAUUUUUCGACACUGCGACUGGGAAAAUUGUUGACGAACCUAUUCAGCCUGGCCUCCGACAUCCUUGCAAAAAACAGAAGUAAGCUACGAACGUCAACAAAAAUCGGAUGAUCUUGGACACCGAAGCUUUGCGUGGACAAACGUUUUCAUUUCAGUUUCAUUAGUAAAUCUAACAGGCUUUUUCGGUCUGACUAUUGUCGCGAAACUGUCUCGCAUGUCUAAUCCGGUGUGACGGACGCCAUGGACCACCAGCCUUAGAGCCAUAGGCCAUUGCUACGUUGACAGUACUAUAGAUUUUGACAGUGACGUGGGUUGAUGUAAGUUGAUACUUCAUACAAUUUCUGCGUUGAUCUGCGCUGUCUGUCGGAUGUCUGUGCAAUUGGGCGUGGCUCUUACUCGUCACAGGUACAUAUGGUCUAUCUUAUUGGACAAAUUAUUAUUUAUUAUUAAUAAGGUAGAACUCGAACUGACGAUUUUCCCUCGUCUGUGUUUGUAAACGUAAUGAGUUAGAGGAAGUAUGUGAUUUGCUAUAACUCAUAUAAAUUCUGUAUAAUCUUGAUUAACACAUUCGAAAAUAAUUGAAGCUACGAGUACACUAGGCAACAUUUGACGCGCAUCAUAUAAUCUAUCUCACGCGUUACCAUCGACUCGAGAGAAACAGCACAUAGUCGAUCUCACUCAUGCAAAUUAUUAUGAAAAGGCACGAUCGAUAUGUUGCGCGUCAAAUGUUCCCUAGAGUAUCAGUGGCUUUAAAAGCGACAAGACACGUAUGGAGCGUUACCGCGAGCAUAAAUACCGUAAUUCCCACAUAAAAUCAAAAUUGAUUUAUCAAUAUGAUUGACGCUUAUAAUUAACGCUCCAGAAUAAUACUUUUUAAAUUACAUAAUAUACAUUUAGUGGGAAAUUUAUAUUAUGUAACGCAGACACUGCUUUAGUUUAGUAAACAACGCACGCGUGUUAACCAGCCAGGGUAAGCUUCCACGCUAAUUGGAUAUUGUUAAAUUUGAUAUGUUAAAGUUACGGAACAUGAUUACAAUGAGAGAGUAAUAUAAUGUUAACCAGCAUAAUGUAACUGAUAAUUUUGUUAAGGAGAACAAUAAAAUACAGUGUUUUUAA
This is a messenger RNA of Plodia interpunctella (Indianmeal moth), 10894 nucleotides long. RefSeq names its product Kinesin-like protein at 98A (gene Klp98A). Gene Ontology annotation, biological process: microtubule-based movement. Bases 89 to 4087 code for a protein of 1332 amino acids. Gene Ontology annotation, molecular function: phosphatidylinositol binding; microtubule binding; microtubule motor activity. The record is from RefSeq and is a predicted model, not a curated record. The transcript is spliced from 28 exons. NCBI's taxonomy places the organism in Eukaryota, Metazoa, Arthropoda, Insecta, Lepidoptera, Pyralidae.